AAACAAACAUUAAAGUCAACCAAAAAAGCGAAUCAGAGAGAUUGUCUUUUGUCGUUGGUUCUGUUUUACGGAUGAAAACCACCUUUGAAGCCCAUAAAAACGACGAAUCUGUGCUCUUUAGCGUGUAAAGUCACCCUUGAGAGUGUAUUAGGCCAUUGUCACGCUCUGUUUGCUCCAAAUCACAAAAUGAACUCUACUGCUGUAGAAUGCAAUUCAACAAAGGCAGUGGAAAAUACCAAAGAGAACAAUAAUACAAAAGAGCAAGAUGGUCCAUCUCGUGUUCGCAAGGCAAAAAAGCCUGAAAUACAAAUUUAUCGGCCAGGAGCCCUUAGACAGAAGCGCUCGAACCAGGUGGGGGAUCAAGGAGGGAAAGAGGCAAAUGAAGGUAAGGUACCUGAGAGUAAAUCUGACAGCAAGGAUGAUACAGUCAGAGUGGAAUCUGGUUCCAGGGCUUCCAGGAAAGGAAGGCAAGGAAAAGGUGGGGAUAAUACAAGUGGAAAUGUACCUGAAACUAAGCAGAAUGCUAGCGAGAUGGGAAAGAACAGUUCGAGGAAGAGUAGCAUAGAAUAUGUGCAGAGCACACACCUCCAUGAUAAAACCAACAGAGGAGACUCCACCCAUCAGGAUGGCAAACCAGGGCGAGGACAGCUCGGGCGAGAUGGGAAACGAGCUCAGAGGAAUAAUAAAUUAACUGAAAAUACUGGAAAGGUUGAAAUUUUGGAAAAAGACAACAAGGAACAAAACCUUAACCAUGUUAUCACAGAGAGCACCCCAGACCUGAAGGGGAAGCGUCACAGUAGCAACAGGGACAACAGAGGCCGCAGUGACCAGUCAAGGAAAAAGAGAGAAGAAGUUGGUCACCAGAAACUUGAUACCAUAGAUGCAAACUGUGAUGAAAAAAGGCUGCCAAAGAAAGAAGCAGGACACCAGAAUGCAAGGAUGGGGUCAGAGAAGGAAAAGGGCACAGGGAGUAAUGCUGGCUUGGAAUACCAGGUGAAGCAGAAAGAAGAGAAGUCUCAAGAAAAAGUUUCUAGUCACAGGGAAGAGAAGAAAGUUCCCUCUGGGGCAAAUAUACAAAAUGAAAAGGUCAGGAGAGAUGGUGCAUUGAAAAACGAAAGAAUUGGAGAAAAGGAUGAUUUGUGCCUAAAUAAGGGAGCAAGUGGAGCGAGAGUGCAGUUGGGAAGAGCACCUGAAAAAAAAUCUGAUUAUUCGAGGCAGGUGGAUGCCAAACACAGAGGGACUUUUGUGGAGUACCCAGAAAAUGCUAACGAAAAAGGGUCUUGGAAAUCAAAAGAACAUGUAAGAUCUGCUUCCAUCAAGCAAAGAAGGAGAGAAAAGAACUUUGAGAAUGCAAAGAAGUCAGGAAGAGGAAGAGACAGGGAAGGGAAUGAUGGUUAUGAGAAAGUUUCCCAGAAGUUCCAUGAUAAACUUGACUUAGAGUUUGAAAGUUUCAUGGGAUAUGAAGAUAAUGGUGAUGACAGCAAUCAAAUAUCAGUUCAGGCUUUAGCUAACAAAGUCGAUGAGUUGGCCUUAAAAAGUGUUGGCAAGGGACAAGAUCAAAUUGAGAAAACUGGGAAAGCAAAGAGCUAUGCAAGUGCAAGAGAGAACAGAAAGAAUCGCAUGGGUGGAAAACCCUCGGCUCAAGGCAGGCAGGUGGCAAGUCAUGGAGAUCUCAAGAUAGAAGUCACUGUUAAUAAGAAUAGCCAAGAAAGAACGGCGUACAUCAGACAGGAAAGUGACUUUAAGCGAAAUGAGAAGGGAAACAAGUAUCAUUUGGCUCAAGAACUCAAAGGAGAUGACACGGCCUUUUUGCAAGACUCUGAUUUCACAGCAAAGUCUGGCUGGUAUGGGAAGAGUGUAGGUAGUGCUCAUACUGACAAGUUUGAAAAAGAAGAUGCAGAUCCCAUGAUAUUUGUUGAUGUACCUGAGGAUGAUUGGGGAACUGAGGUGGAUAAUGAUACAGUGUGGUGUAAUCAGCAAGGAGACGAAUCACCCGCCACAUGGACUGAGAAGCCAGAUUGGAAGUCCAAGCGAGAGAGUCAAAGGUCAGAGGGGGAGGAUCCCCAUAGGAGAACCGAAAGCCCUGGGCGCAGGGGACUCAUACAGCUGCCAUCCCAUAAUUCAAACAAUGAUGGACAGGAAGUGGUCUCCUCCUCUUCUCACCAUCUUAGGUCAUCAACACCUGUAGUGCAGAAACAUUUAUACAACCCAAAUAAUCCUAGCAAACCUGUACCUGUUGUACCUAGUGCUCGUGACAUGCCUCCGUCCCGUGAAGUGCAACGUGAGGUGGCAAAGGGUGCAGGGGACAACGCGCAUGGGUCUGUCCCUGCACAUAACAACCAGCUAAGUGAAUAUGUGAUCGAGGGCCAAAGUCCAAAAGUGGACCCAUCACUUCUGUACAACAUCCAGAAAGGAGAAAUGGACAUCAAUUAUUAUGUAAGCAGCAAUCAACUUCCCUUUGAAUUUCGACGGAUAAUGGACAUCAGGCUUCACCUCCAAGUUUGUUACAAGCAGCUAUUAGUGACUGACAUCCGGAUCUGCCAGGAGAAGAACAUUGAGGGGAACCUGUGGAAGACGCUGUAUUACGUGAUAAUUGAGAAACUAAGGGAAUACAUCAGCAGGGAGCCAGGAUUAAAGGAUCGCAGUCUGGCUACACUGAUGAUGCUUGUUGAAGAGGGCCAUAAAUACUUACAAGACUUACUGGAAGCUCUGCAAAGGGAAUACAAUUUCACACUGGAGGAACACUUGGAAGAGGGAGGAACCUCAAACUCUGUGACAAGAGGCAGGGUGCGGCUCGCAUUGAUGUCUGCCCAGAAAAUACUCCUCUCACUGGGUGAUUUAGCACGAUACAGAGAGCAGUAUAAUUCCACUCCCAAUUAUGCAUUGGCAAAGAAAUGGUACCAGAUGGCUCUCCAAGUUCACCCGAGAAAUGGCCGUCCGUUUAACCAGCUGGCCAUUAUUGCUGUUAACCAGAAAAGGCCCCUAGAUGUUGUGUAUUACUAUGUGCGCUCUCUCACUGCCUCCAACCCCUUCAUGUCGGCAAGAGACUCGCUAGUAUCCAUGUUUGAUGACAUAAGAAAGAAAUACCAAGCAGUGCAGCGUAGCGAGCCAGACCAAGACAUAGGCCGCAGGAAUGAAGGAAGAGCCCUCAGCGGGGAGGGCUUACGGCAGGAGAUUUGGAUAAGGCCGGACAGCGGUGCAACCAAUCGCCGCACUCUCUCGCAGUCUAACAAUGAUGACAACAGCGGAGCCUUGGAUGACCUAAAGAAAUUACCGCUCGAGCAGCUCAUGAAGAGGUUCCUUACCAGCUACCUCCACUGUCACGGCAUGCUCUUCUCACGCGUUGGGCUCGAUGGCUUCCGUGAGUGUUGCAUUGGCAUGCUGCAUGAGUUCUCUGUGCUCCUGCAGUCCUCGCCUCCAAGGCUGUCCACCAAUCAUCUGUUGCAGAUUCUGGCCAUUAAUAUGUAUGCUGUUAGUAACACAGAACUGAAGGACAAUCGUGUUGGCAGUGGGUACAGAUCAGCUGCCCAGGAACUGGCCUUGGUUCUGUCACAGGAGAUGUUUGGGUGUCUGGCACAGCAUGUGGUAGAGCUCCUCCCACACAAUGUGCAGCACCAUCCUCAGCAGCAGCAACCCCCUCAACAGCAGCAGCAGCAGCCAGUUGCUGCUGUCGAUCCUCAGAGACUGUUUAUGCCAACCCUUGCCCACUUCAUGCCUCCUCUCAAGGCUUGGUGUGAUUGGUUGCUGUACCACAGUGCUAUUUGGAACCCACCUCCUGCUGCCCGCGAGUACUCCACUUCAGGGGUGAACUGUGAUCCCUGGUCCAGUGUGGCAGAAUUAGCAACCAUUUUACGUGGAUUUGGGCCACCCGAUGUCCCUCUGACAGAUGCGGUCUCGGCUGAUGCUGUGCCAGUGAAGCUAAUGGAAGACAGUUUUCUUAGGGGUUAUGAGCCGUUGUUGCCUGCCCACCGCACUCUGUCCUACUCUCCAUCCCAUAUUCACUCGGGUCGAGCCUGUGACUGGGUGCGUGUAUUGAGACUUCAGACGUGUUUAUGUCAAUUCUUGUGUGGAGUGGAUCCACCAGUCUUGCGGCUACAAAAGACAGACCAGGGAGACGUACUGGUGUCUGUGGUAGAUACGUCCCCUCCAGACACUCCAACGGCAUCAAGGCUCUCUCUAAGCACAUCAGAUGUAGAGAUUGAGGACUCCUUCAGUGACAGUGAGCCCUCAGACAUUGAAGAAGAUGUUGAGGCAGAGACCGGUUUGGAUGAUGACGCGCCCCUUGCCUCCACGGUGAAGCUGCUCAGCAUGAGGAAGAAGAUGCUGGAGAAGAAACAGAGACAGCAACGGAAAUUGCAGACCCUUUUGGAAGGCUCAGUCACUUUGGAGAUGGAAGUUCGACCAAGAUUCCUUGUGCCCGACACCAACUGCUUUAUCGAACAUUUGGACCUGAUAAAGGCUCUUGUUAACAGUACUCCAUACACUGUCAUGGUGCCUCUUGUCGUACUGAAUGAGCUAGAUGGCCUGUCCAGAGAUGCGGCUGUGGCCAAAUACGGAUCUAUUGGCCAUGCUGUCCGGGUGAAGGAGGGAGCAGCAGCAGCCCUUCACUAUCUCAGAGACACCAAGCCCCAUUCCCUGAAGUGUGUGACGUCACAGGGCUCCGUACUCUCAUCUACAAGCUUCACAGCAGAGAUUGACAUGCCAGAUGCCACGAAUGAUGACAAGAUUCUGUCAUGUUGUGUUCAUUUCUGCAGUGAUUCCACCCAACGUCGGCCUAUUAAAGCUGGAGUGCGACGCCUAUACCGAGAGGUGGUGCUUCUGACUGAGGAUCGUAACCUUAGGGUAAAGGCCCAUGCCCGCGAUGUGCCUGUGCGAGACCUCUUGGACUUUGCUCAGUGGGCAGGGGUGAGGUGAGGUCAAGGAAGUGAAGGUCCUGCGUACGCAUGUAAAAACGUUCUGGUCAGAGGAUACUGCUCAGCCACUGUUCUGGAAUGUUUAGUGGCAACGUGAUGAAGACUGAACAUCCCAUUCUGUGGCAGCCGAGAAAAGGACCUCCUCUCCUCCCGCGGGUUUUAUAGCUCCGUCCUCCAGCCCUGUCUCUUGCCUUUAGAUCCUUCCUCCCUAGGCAGUGCACGUGUGAAGAGGGUUACGUUUGCACAAUUUUUCCUGUUGUCUAUCCUUUUGGGUAUAUUUUGGCCUAGUUAUCGUUGAUUUGUUGCUAGAUUUCUAAACUUUUAUUAUUAUUAUUAUUAUUAUUAUUAUUAUUAUUAUUAUUAUUAUUAUUAUUAUUAUUAUUAUUAUUAUUAUUAUUAUUAUUAUUAUUAUUUAUUAUUAUUUAUUUAUUUAUUUAUUUAUUUAUUUAUUUUUUUAUUUUUUAUUAUUAUUAUUAUCCUUAUUAUUAAUAUUCUGCUUGUUCUUGGGCAACUUAUCUCUUCUUUGCUUUUAUCUUGUGAAUUAUUUUUAUUAUUAUUAUUAUGCCCCUUGUUCUUGGGCGACGUAUCUUUUCUUUUGACAAACUUUCAUUCCAUUGUCUUUUUAUUUCUUGCUUUUGUUUUGUCUAGCACAUGAACACGCAAACUUACAUAUAUACGCAUACUUACACUUCAGUUUUUGCUUAUUCUUUGUGAGCUUUACCCUUAGCCUCAUCCUUAUACUAAUUCUUACUGUUACUUAUUCUGAAACUUACACAGUUGCUAAUAUUUAAUCACACACACUUAUAUUUACAUUCACACUUACUGUUAUACUUACAUUUAUACUUAUCUUGUACUUCACUUAUAUUUAUGCACACAUUUAUACUUUUCUUGUUUAUAUACUUAAACCUACACUUUUACAUUUACUUCCACUCUUAGACUUGGGCAUACACAUGCAAAAGCACUCUCACAUAUCAGUGUACCAGCAGGUAUAUAUAUAUAUGUGUGUGUGCUUGU
This is a messenger RNA of Penaeus vannamei (Pacific white shrimp), 5927 nucleotides long. Its product is annotated as telomerase-binding protein EST1A. Lineage: Eukaryota; Metazoa; Arthropoda; Malacostraca; Decapoda; Penaeidae. The record is from RefSeq and is a predicted model, not a curated record. Gene Ontology annotation, cellular component: telomerase holoenzyme complex. Gene Ontology annotation, biological process: nuclear-transcribed mRNA catabolic process, nonsense-mediated decay. Gene Ontology annotation, molecular function: telomerase RNA binding; protein binding; telomeric repeat DNA binding.